GGAUCUCACAAAAGGAAGGGAAAUGCCUGCAAACCCAGCGAGGUGGAGAAUACGGGGGAAAGUUGCAUCCAGCAGUUGCUGAGAGCGUACGCACACUGCAGGGAUCCACCGGAGAUGUGAGAGGUCCGAGCAGCCGCCCAUCCCCCUGUCUGCUCAAGAAGACACCGGGGCCAGCUGCAAUGACCUGGGUGAAUGGGAAAAAGCUCUCUGUGAACCUCCACCUGUGCAACUGCCAGCAAGCGCUCGAGCUGCCCAAAUAGGAGGGCAUGAUUGGUUGGGCUGAAACCGGCUGCUGCAUGCUUCAGACAUAGUGGCUCUCUCUACCUGUGCAGUGGUAUUGAGGAUCUCGGACUCUGAAACACAUACCAGCUAUCCACAGCACCUUGUCUAGCAACAUCGUGAAUGUGUACAAAACAGAGCCAGCCCUCUGAAGCGGUUCACAAGGUCCGGUUCUGUCCUUUCAGGGGAUGGCCCGGGUCCAGGAUGGGGACACAGAGGAAUAUGACAGCUCUGUGAUGUUAGAGGACAGUCAGGAUGGUAUGGACAGUGGUAGCCUGACUCCUGGCUCAGCUCGACAGGUCUGCAUCCAACGCCAUCCAAGCCACGGCUUCGGGUUUAUUGCCGGCAGCGAACGGCCUGUUGUUGUACGCUCUGUCUCUGCAGACGGACCCUCAAACGGCAAGCUUUACCCCGGAGAUCAGAUCCUUGCCAUCAACCAGGAACUCGUGAGCGACGCGCCCCGGGAGAAAGUCAUAGACCUUGUAAGGAGGUGCAAGGACUCGAUUGUUCUCACUGUGCUGCAACCACAACAGUCACCUAAGUCUGCCUUCAUAAGUGCAGCCAAGAAAGCUCGUCUGCGAACCAAUCCCCCCAAAGUGCGCUUUUCUGAGCAAGUGUCCAUCAGCGACCCAGACUCAACCAUGCUUAAGGACGACUCUCUGCUUCUGAUACCAAAUGUGUUGAAGGUGUUUCUUGAAAAUGGACAGAUCAAAUCCUUUACGUUUGACAGCCGCACCACUGUUAGGGAUGUGAUAUCGUCGCUGCAGGAUCGCCUCUCUCUACGCUACAUCGAGCAUUUUGCUUUGGUUCUGGAGUCUGGUGGACUGGCCCAGAAUCAGAGGCUGCAUCUGCUCCAGGAAAGCCAGCCUCUGUCUCAUGUAGUUCACAGGACCUACUUCCAGGGAAUGAAGUGUCUUUUGCGUAUUUGCUUCUUCCCAAAAGACCCUGCUGACUUAUUGAGGAGAGACCCCGCUGCAUUUGAGUACCUCUACAUACAGGUUUCUCCUCUUCAAGGGAAACUACAGUACAUGCGUGUCUUGAAUGACCUUCCACCAUUUGGAGGCUUCUUGUUUCACACAGUUGGCUUGGAUGAGAAGCAGUCAGCCACUACAUUGUUGGUUGGGCCGAGACACGGUAUCAGUCAUGUGAUUGACCUGAAGAACAACCUAACAACUGUCUUAGCAGAGUUCAGCCGCGUGGCCAAGGUCCAGCUCUUCAGAGAGCACCAUGGAGUAGCCCGGGUGGAGGUUGUUAUUCUGGAGGCAAAGCCCUUGGUCUUAUUAAUGGAGUGGCCAGAUGCAUCAAACUUUGCCUGUUUGAUCUCUGGCUAUUACAAGCUAUUUGUGGACCCUAAAAGGACAAUCUACUGCAGGAUACCUGGUCAGCCUUAUAUGAUCAAGGCAGAUUCCAGAAGCUCCCAUGCCCAAUUCCGCUCCGGAGCCACUGUGUCAAGUGGGAGUCGGCAAGAAGAGAGAGAGGGGUCGUCCAGAGAGGCAACACAGAAGACAUCAGCAUCACCCAUAUCUCAGCACCUUGGCCUGUGUCACAUCCAUUUAAAAGAGCAACAACAGCUGCAAGAGCUUCAGAUACAAGCUGAACAGGAGCUUGACAUUAAUGAGAACCUUAUCUCGCAGGUACAGAGUCGUUCACGCACAAAGUCUGACCCCACUCUAAAGAGCACUGAGUCAAUGGCUGAACAAGACGGUCCCGCCGAUGACAGCUCAAGCUUCAGGAACAGAGCGAAAACAAUGGAGCCUCCACAGAGGUUUUUCUGUGAUUCCUGCAAGGCAAAACUCCAAGCUGAAGGUUUGAUCUCAGACACUGGGAAGGCAGGAAGGCUUAUUUUGCAGCAGUGCACAAAUGCAUGUGCUUCCCGUGAAGGAGGGGCUGUUGAUCUCAUUGCCUUACCGCUCCCUGGGAAUGAGGAAGAUGAGGAGAUGGAUGAUGGAGGAGGAAAAUUGCAGCCUCACCCUCCUGCCAUAGCAGCACCACCUCCAGGGUUUCGUGAUAACAGUUCUGAUGAAGACGACCCGAAAAAGGGUCGGAAAGGAAUCAAAGCCUUUGCUGCUGUGGCAGAGGGUCGAGAGGACGUUCCUGUAACACUGAUUGAUAAUGUGACCACUAGGACGGUUCAAGACCAUGCUCAGGAGUUAGACGAUGCAUUAGUGUCCACCCUCCAGGCGCUGGAAGCACUAGCUGCAUCGGAGGAUUACCCACACCAUCACCAGCAGACACCACAGACAGCAGGGUUGAUUGUGCUUGCUGCCAUAACCCCUGAAUCAUCCCUAGACUCUGGACAUGAGACAAAUUCAUCAGAGCUAACUGAUGUGUCUGAGAUGGUGUCUGCCAUGAAGCAGCAUCAGAACCAGGCCUAUCUACUUGCCCACCACAUCAACAAAGAGCGACUUUUCAGUCGGCGAGACUUCCCUUUGACAAUCCCUGGCUGUACCACACAAGCAAUUGGUGGGAGGGCUUUUUCAAUGAGUCAGAUCCGUGGCGGGUGUCCACCAAAGCCUAUGAUCUUAAGUAAGACUGUGCCCUUGAAAGUAUGCCCCAAUCAAGGAAUUGGCCCUUCUGACAACUCUGUGGAGCAGGGGAAGAGCCAUGAAACAAAAAGUGAAAAGGAUAUAGAAAAAAUGGAAAAAGGCCCUGUCAAAGAGUGCUUGGAAAAGUCUGAACAGCAGACAUCUGAGGAACUUAAAGCAUCAAAGCAAGAGAGUGCUCCUAAAGUCAACACGGAUCAUUUGCCUCAAGCUAAUGAAGAAGAAACAAGCUCCAUUACCUCAGAAGGUGUCCAGGAAAAAGAUUUUGGUACAGUCACCCUAGAAACUACCAGUAUAGCCUUACCUGUCCUCUUACCUGUGGAUAGAACUGCAUCUGCUAAGAUUUGUCCGACAAAUAUGUGCCAAGAUGCCGAGAAUGCCUCAAGUGAGACCACUAAGCCUUCACGUUCCAAGGGCCUUCUGCCAGCUGCUGACUUGUUUUGCACCUGUCCGGUACGACCAGAGCCUGGCCCACAGGUGCGUCUGAAAGAUCCACAGGCCCAAAAAGUGGUGGUGUUUCACUCAUCAUCUCCCACAGAUGAUGAGUGUCUGUGUGCCAAAGGACUUCAGUUAGCUAACAACAAAGAGAACACAGCGAAGACAUCUGAUGCAAGCUUGGCUAAGCCUAGCACCCUGCCUCCUACCAAGUACUCACCAGUUAUGCCUGUUAAAGUAGAACGGAAAGAGAUGUCAGAGGCAAAGGCAGAAAACUCCCAGAGUAUAGCCCCUGUGGAACCACAGAGACCUGCUAAAAGUUUGCCUGUUCUGGUAGACCCAACACUUGUCCUAAGUUGUGCGGAAAAGGGUGCAACUAUCCCAGGAGCCGAGUACAAGAAACAGGCAAAUAACAAAGUCAAAUCCCAGCGUAGUACUCCCUUCCUGAGUUUUAGGAACUUAAUUUCAGCCACUUUCCCAGCACGUUUGCGCAGAGAGACAGAUGAGCGUCGUGCUCAACUUCAAAAGGUCAGGCAGUAUGAGCUAGAGUUCCUGGAGGAGCUUCUAAAACCUAAAACAUCACAAGGAGAGUUCAUACCACAGGGAUCCUCUCCUGUUCCCUCAUUUACCCCAUGUGCCUGCCAGCUGCGCACGAGUCCUGUACAGAAAGUUCCUGGGAUCUCACGAGAACAGCGACGCAGCUGUGAUUGUAAGAGAAUGUGCCGCGGAAUGCGUCUCCCGGAUACAGCUGUUGGUUCUGCAGCGGACCAGAGAGGAAGAGAAAGAGCAGUCUCCAAAACACUCCCAGCAAUUCCAAAGUCUCCACAUGCUCAAGGAGAAUUACAUAAACCUCAGACUUUGGAAAUCAAAACCACUCGAAUCCGCUCCACAAGCCUAGAGUCAAGGGAACCAAGAGAUACACCCACGUCGUGUUUGCCUACUUGCGCUACCCGUUCAGAAUGCAUGGGUGAACCACAGUACAAAAAGUUACAAAGGAGAUAUAGCAUAGGGGAGAUUGACAAUAAUGACAGCACCCCCCUGUACGCUGAGGUUAAAACUACAAAAGCAAAGAGCCUUGAGAAAGAAAUGGAAAGAGUCAGGGCCACUGGACUUAGACUUCCAACUCCAGUGGAGCCUCUACAUACUAAAGAUGGGGAUGCAAAGAAGAAGGGGAUAUUUUUUAUUCAGGGAGAGGAGCUGCUUCAGGAAAGUCGUGAGGGUACCACUGAGGUUUUAGGGUUGCCAAAUGAGGAUACCGAGGACAGAGAAAAAUGCUGCUCCUUCUGCUUCUGUUAUCGCAAAUGUGAAGCUGCUGAUGAGAGCAGUGAAAAAGAUGAACUGUCUUAUUCCAUCCCCCUGCAGGUUUUGCCCGGAAUGCACCUAGACUCAAGGGCAAUGCCAAUAGUCAGCAAAACACUUCAGGUACUCGAUGCAGAGGAUUGCACUGGGGAAGAGGAGGAGGAAGAAGAGGAGCCACAAACACAGAGAAUUGAUCUGCGGGCCUGUGGGAAUCUGGAAUCUAGCCUGGCAAGGGUACAGUCCUUGCAGGGCAAAACAUUCUCGCUACCUGAUGGAUUCCUAAACGCACAACUUGAUGCCAAUGAGCUGCUCUCAAUUUUAAGGCAGUAUGCCAACAGUCCCCAAUUCGAGGGUGAACCUCGUAUCCCUCCUGCAAAACUGGCAGAGUACAAGCAAGAACUCGCAGUCCAUUUUAAAGAGUUCAGGGCAUCAUGUAGACGAGUGGCAAGUGUUGAGAAAAGUCCAUCACGAAUGCUAAGUGCUGUCACAGCUAGCUUCCAGGUGCUGUGCAACCUUACUCAAACAUUCAUUCGGCUGGUCAGGGGUGUGCGAUCUGAAACUCAAAAACUACAGCUUUUACGUAAGGUAGAGGAGGUAGCUGUCAACUACACCCUUCUUCUUCGUGCUGCUGAAGAGGCAAUGGGACAUUCUACUAGCCUCCCCAAUAAGAGUGCAAGUCCUCAACUCCACACAUCCACCAACAUGGGCUCUCUUAAUCUCUCUAUUAAAACCUUGCCCAGCAAGUAAUGACUCAUUCAUGCAUGAGUUCGUGGGGCAGGCCAGAAAGACAGCUGCUCAACACUCUUGCAGGAAUCUCUUUAGAUCAUACAUCGGUUUACAUUUUUACUUGCCUUUCUGUUCGCCGCCUGCUAAAUUCCAUAAACGCAUAAAUAUCUACUGUUAUUUGUUUAUGAAGGUUGUGCCAACUUGUACCUACAAAGGAUCUUUUACAUUAUAUGUGCACAGAAGUGAGAAAACAAAUACAGCUGAUCCUGUGCAUUCUAGAUGAUCAACAGGGCUGUUCACUCUUAGUUUUUGUAUAUUUAGUUGUUCCUAUAUUUAAACAACAAAGUGACUGUCUAGGGAAGGGCUGGUGGGAUUAUCCUGUGUCCUAAAAAUGGUUUAUAUAACAUAUUAUGGAAAAACUAUAUUAUCAUUAUUGCAAUUACUGUAGAGACAUUAUAGAACUAAAAAUAGAUUAUAAAUUAUAGAUCUAAAACA
This is a messenger RNA of Sinocyclocheilus rhinocerous, 5777 nucleotides long. RefSeq names its product FERM and PDZ domain-containing protein 3-like. The record is from RefSeq and is a predicted model, not a curated record. NCBI's taxonomy places the organism in Eukaryota, Metazoa, Chordata, Actinopteri, Cypriniformes, Cyprinidae. The transcript has 15 exons. Bases 468 to 5303 code for a protein of 1611 amino acids. Gene Ontology annotation, molecular function: protein binding.